AUGAUUGAGGAGCAGAUCUCCUCUCUGUCAGACAGUAUCUCUGCUGUUGAAGAAGAGCUGAAGAAAGACAACAUGUCCUUCCUCAGCAGUUAUAAACCCACUCAGACCAGAGCCAGAGUCCAGAGCUCACUGUCAGAUCCACAGCUGGUCUCAGGAGGACUGAUAGAUGUGGCCAAACACCUGGGCAACCUGUCCUUCAGAGUCUGGGAGAAGAUGAAGGAGAAGGUCCACUUCAGUCCUGUCAUUCUGGACCCAAACACAGCAAGCCGCUGGCUCUAUCUGUCUAAAGAUCUGACCAGUGUGAGAAGGGGAGACACAAAGUAUCAGCAGCUCCCUGACAAUCCAGAGAGAAACACUAAGUAUGACAAUGUUCUGGGCUCUGAGGGCUUCAGCUCAGGGAAACACAGCUGGGAGGUGGAGGUGGGAGACCAUCCUGACUGGAAUGUGGGUUUGGCUAAAGAGUCAGAUGAAAGGAAGGAGGAGAAAACAGUUUCACCAAAGUAUGGAUUCUGGUGUUUAUGGCAUCGCAGGGGAAAAUACAUCAAUUGUGUUGGUGAGACUGUCACAGUGAAGAAGAGUCUCCAGAGGAUCAGAGUCCAGCUGGACUAUGACAGGGGGGAGGUGUCCUUCUACAAUGCUGAAGACAUGACUCACAUCUACACUCACAGAGACACUUUCACUGAGAGACUCCUCCCAUAUUUCAGUAUUGGAAUAUCUGGUGAUGCCAAAACUUCUGAUAUCAAAAUGUGUCAAAGUGAGAUUUCUCUGUGAUGUUCUGGGAUUUUAGUUUUUCUAUUAUGAUCAUUUGAGGUUUAUUACAGUCUAAACUCCUGAUCACAUGAUUGUUUUUGCCCUAAUUCCCUCCACUGUCUGAUAUUAAUUACAUAAAGCCCUUUUCAUCUUUCAUCUUUGUCUGUUGUUUUCAUAGAAACUGACCUAAAAUACGUGACUAAUCAAACUUGUUUUCACAUGAAAUUAAUUUAGUUACAUUUCUGUUUUCUUUAAUUGAGAUUUAUUAAUGAUGGUAAAUCCUGCUGUUGAAAUUUUGUUUAGGCUGCUUUCUUAGCUUUUAAAAAAACAGACUGGGUAUAGCAGGUUGUGUUGUUUCUAAAAAUAAAGAUUAAUAUCCAAGUAAACAUGUCUACAAAAUGCUGAGACUGUGUCACAUCAUCAGGAGACAAAGUUUCCAAAUCAAAGCUGUUAAUUAUCCUGGUUAUCAGCAUCUUGUUUAGUGUCAAACAACAUUGUAUAGUUGUAUAUAUCCACUGUACUGAAUGUUUUGAUUGGUUCAGUUUUGUGACAGUUUGUUCAUCAUCACAUUUAGUUUUUGAUAUUCUUGGAUCUUUGGAUGAGUUUUGCAUCUGUUUUUUUAUCCUUUGCUAAGAGAUGUUUUACUAUAGUUUUGCUUUAAUGAAACAUUUAUUUACAGA
Molecule: messenger RNA, 1430 nt
Organism: Toxotes jaculatrix (banded archerfish)
Lineage: Eukaryota; Metazoa; Chordata; Actinopteri; Toxotidae
Product: zinc-binding protein A33-like
Exons: 1
Coding region: 1-771 (256 amino acids)
Molecular function (GO): protein binding
Source: RefSeq, a predicted model, not a curated record